UUUUCAAAGUGAAUAACAGCUGUUUAGCUGCUGCGUCAAAUGUAAAUAAAACAAAUUGGCAGCUGCCAACAACAACACAGGUUUGCGCGGUCGUGCGCACAACAUAGCACCAUGUGUUAUGUUGACGUUUACGUUUGUUUCCAAUCGAGUGCAGAUGAAAGUUUUAUGUCGUGCUCCACGCUCAGUGCAUCGCAGUGUGCGCUUGGUAUUGAACGUGUUCAGUGAGCAGCGCUUCCAAAAACUUUCGGCAAACAUUGUGCUUCCAGUAUUGAGGUAGAAUAUAAAUAUAAAUAUUGUCGACAGUACAGAAGUGAACAAAGAUGCAAGUGGAGCGCAACCUGGCGCAAGCACAAACGAUUGCGACCAGUACUCAGGCUACUGACAACACAACAGGCGCAACAGUUGCCACAGGUGUGACCGUGAAAUGUGCAACAAUUGCCAAUGUCAGCAGGAAUCAACGGCGCCUACAAGAUGUGGGCACAUUGCGACGCGAAGACUUCGAUGGCGGACCGGUGAGUGUGGAUGAAAUCGUGCCAGGACUAUAUCUGGGUAACCUAACCGCCGCUACACAUAUGGAAACAUUGAAAAAAUUCCAAAUCACCCACAUAUUGACGCUGGACUCAGUGCCGCUGCCACAACAUAUCACUCAGGCGAGCUUUCUUACAACCAAAUACGUGCACAUUGCGGAUAUGCCAAAGGAGGACAUUUUGCACCAUCUGGAUACGUGCACGGACUUCAUAAACAUGGCUAUGGCGCAAAAGGGGCGUGUGCUCGUGCAUUGCUACUUUGGCGUGAGUCGCAGUUCUGCCGUUGUCAUAGCUUUCAUUAUGAAGCAACACGAUCUGGAGUAUCAGGCUGCCUUUGAGUUGGUGCGCUCUAAGCGUCGUUUUGUACAACCAAAUCCCGGCUUCGUGUCGCAAUUGAAGCUCUAUCGGCGCAUGGGCUGCAAAAUCGAACCACAAUUUCAACGUUAUAAACUCUACCGUCUGCGCUUGGCGGGCGAACAAGUGCGCAAAGCGAAAAUAUUGCCACAAUCCUUCAAUAGUCUGAUCAAAUCGGAUCCGGCCGUUACGCAAGAGAACCCGGAGCCCAUUGUCUACCGCUGUCGCAAGUGCCGACGAGUUUUGGUUUCCAAAUCGCACGUACUGCUGCACAACAACAAAUCACUUGUGGCCACGAGUAGUCCGCCAGCCGCAACAAAGCCAAGCGGCAACAACAACGCCGCCGCGGUUGAACCGCAAGCGCCACGACUGCUCGAUCAGAUUGCCGCGCAAAUACGCAAGGCUUCACUGGGCUCACCCACCGGCGCCGCCGCCGCAGAGGGCGAAGGCGAUGCGGCCAACGAGCAACUGCCGACGGUUUGUCGCAACAUACUGUUCGUGGAGCCGAUCUCCUGGAUGCGCGACAUCUCGCACAGCACGCAGGGGCGCUUGCAUUGCCCGAAGUGCGACCAAAAGGUGGGCAACUUCAGCUGGAUCAACGGCUGCCAGUGCCCGUGCGGCGAGGAAGUGUCGCCGGCGUUCUACUUGAUACCAUCGCGCGUGGAGCUCUCCAAAGCUGUGCAGAAUGUGCAGACAACGCUUUAGACUAGCGUCGCCGUGGCGUACACAAACGCUGGCUGCCUGGAGCAUUUAUUCACAAAAGUAUUACUUGAAUUUGAAUUGCAUACAAAGUAAAGAAAGAGAAAAUAAGAAAAAAACACAAAAACAAACACAAAAUUUAUAAAUCUUGAUGUGUACCAUUGUGAAAUUGAAAUGCUUCCAU
Molecule: messenger RNA, 1764 nt
Organism: Zeugodacus cucurbitae (melon fly)
Lineage: Eukaryota; Metazoa; Arthropoda; Insecta; Diptera; Tephritidae
Gene: MKP-4
Product: dual specificity protein phosphatase MPK-4
Exons: 5
Coding region: 321-1586 (421 amino acids)
Biological process (GO): protein dephosphorylation
Cellular component (GO): nucleus
Molecular function (GO): protein tyrosine/serine/threonine phosphatase activity
Source: RefSeq, a predicted model, not a curated record